AUACAAAUAUACAUACGUCUGUAUUGUAUACAUAUAUGUAUGUACGUAUGUGAAUUGUCCGGUUUGGAUGUAGCAUUUUACUUCUGGUUUAGUUGAAUGCACGCUUUCGUUCUGUCUGGAUGUAUAGAGUACUUUAAGUACGAAGGAAAUUUUUCGGCAAAAAAACAUUAACAAUAAUAACAACAAAUAAAAAAAAAUUAACUGAAAGUGAGGAGAAUGAAAAAUGAAAUAAAUGUCUAUAUGUAUUUCGUAAGCUUUAAUAGUUAUGAAAAAAUGUUUUGAUGAGCUUUUGAAUGCAUACAUACAUUUAAAGACAAAUUGAGGAGCGCAAAAGUGUCUGCAAUAUAGCUUGUGAAAAAAAUGCAUACGAUGGACUCAACUCCAUUAAGAACCCUAUUAAACAGUUGGGGUUUAGCCGAGCUAUUUCCACAGCUACAAGAUGAAAACAUCGGCAUCGAUGAAUUGAAGAUGAUGAAAUGCCAUCACGUCGGCGAACUCUUACAUUCCUACAAGCUGGGCACACGCAUACGUUUUGAAUAUUACUUCGAGCGUUGGCGUCGUGAUCAAAAUCAACCGUUACUCGAUGCCAUAACAACAAAUCACUAUCAACACUACAAUCUGCAUCCCACUUUAACACGCCCAAUGCACCUGGCACAUACGCCACCACCAACAACAACACCAACAACCGCGUUAACGGCACAUAAAAGUCUGCAGACACGUGCGACGAAUACGCCGGCUGUGCGUUGCGUCAACGUAGCGACCAAUACGUCAGAUAUGUUAUACAAAAUGCCGCCGCCACAGAAUAAGACACCGCCGCCGUUGGCGCCCGUUAAGGAUGCGUUGCGUGAGAUGCCACAGUUAACGCGUCAACCCAGCGCGUUGGAGGAUGCCGCGAUGCUGGAGCAUGCAACGCAUGCAAUGUCCACCGACAACACCAACACAGCAACAACAAUAGUAACACCAGCACCAACUACAACAACAACAAGUGCGAGUACACGUUUAGCACCCCAGUUCCAAUUCAUCAACGACGCGGACGAAGAAGAAAUUGAUAACAGUCCACUAUUGCAUAUACUCAAUUCGUCGGGUUUUAAGGGCACCUCACUGCUCGAAUACUAUCAACAGCAUCAGCAUUUUACGAAUGUACAUCGCACGCUGCUCAUACAGUUGAUAGUGAAUUUCUUCGAUAUGAACGAAUAUCAUUUGUCACUGAAAGUCAGUCAUAAUUUGGAGCAGCAGAUAUUGAAGCUCUUCCCCAGCGAGAAGUUGGAGUACUACCGCACGGAGAAGCGUGGCAAAAUCUAUGUGAAAUUCUGCAAUAUGAAGCGUUAUAAACGUGAUAAGCCGCUGUUGAAGCGCAAGUGGUUGGAUGAGUCAGAUGCGGGUGAAGAGGGCGCCGGUGGUGAUGGUGGUGCGGUUCCUGGUGGUGUUAGUGUUAUCGGUAAUAGGUCAAUGGAACCGGUGGUUGGUAUUGAAUGUGGUGGCGAGGAUGUGGAGGAUUUGGCGCAAAGCUUUGAGUAUUGGCAUGCCCAACAUUCCCCCGCUGGGGUACAGGUUAAGACUGAGUCGCUAAGCGAUGGUGAUUACUAAUGAUAGGCGUUGGAAAUGUUAAUGAUGAUGAUGGAACGGUGUUUAGGUUGUGUAAAAGAUAUGAGUUGUGUUAAUGUUCCUUGUGUAGCGUGUACGCUUAAUAAAAAUUGAAUUAACUAGAGGCGGCUUAAUUGUUGUCAAGUUAGUGAAGUUAAAGCAACUUUAUUUAUGACGCCACAUACUCGAGUUUAAUGUUUUGUGUUUUUAAACUACUUUGAAGUGUUCUCGUUGGAGUGUUUAUAAAACUCCAAGCCCAAUUAUAUAUAAUUUUAUUUGUUUACAAUGAUGUACUUCACAGUGCUAAUAAAAUGAACAGGUGGGGCCAUAAUUUGUUGGUAGAACAAUCUGGUUUUCUCAUUAACACUGUAUAGUGGUGUUUAAUGUAAGUUUAAUGAAGUAUUUGUUAUGGUGAGCUUCGUGCUUGUCUAUAUGUAUCUUUGAAAGAUAAACACAAAAUUAACCAAUAAACUCGAGUUUGUGGCAUAAUCCAAUUGAACCAUUUGGCUGAAUUAGUAAGUAAAUAUUUGUGAUUUAGUUAAGACAUUGUGUGAUGAAAUAUAAAUAUGAAUUGCUUUUGUUAAAAUGAAGUUCUAAAUAUAAUUUGACUGAAAUUAAA
Messenger RNA from Zeugodacus cucurbitae (melon fly), 2203 nucleotides. RefSeq lists its product as uncharacterized. The record is from RefSeq and is a predicted model, not a curated record. The coding region runs from base 361 to 1587 and encodes 408 amino acids. The transcript is spliced from 3 exons. NCBI's taxonomy places the organism in Eukaryota, Metazoa, Arthropoda, Insecta, Diptera, Tephritidae.